Messenger RNA from Melanaphis sacchari, 1678 nucleotides. It is a transcript of the gene ArfGAP1, whose product is annotated as ADP-ribosylation factor GTPase-activating protein 1. The record is from RefSeq and is a predicted model, not a curated record. The transcript has 10 exons. Gene Ontology annotation, molecular function: GTPase activator activity. NCBI's taxonomy places the organism in Eukaryota, Metazoa, Arthropoda, Insecta, Hemiptera, Aphididae. Gene Ontology annotation, biological process: regulation of ARF protein signal transduction; regulation of endocytosis. The coding region runs from base 443 to 1609 and encodes 388 amino acids. Gene Ontology annotation, cellular component: Golgi membrane.
AUGCAUAUUGUAGAAACAGCAGGAAUAGUAGAAACUCAAGAUUCAAGCGAUCUGUGAAUAGGUAUCAGCAGUCAGCCAACCACUAGAAGACAGUGGUGAUUGACGAGUGCUUAUUGCUGAAUCUUACUACUCACUAGUAUUCUAUUAUUUAGCUUACCGACAAUUAUAUUGCUAAUUAUUAUAUAUAGGAAAAAAAACGAAAAUAUACAAUAAAAAGUUUUGGUAAUAAGCAAUCGCGAGUUCGCUUCGUUUGUCUUAACUUUUUCGAAUUUUAAAGCUUAUCUAAAUAUUAUGUUAUCUAAUACAUUAGUUGUGUUAUACAAGUGUACUAAAUAAAAUUCUUUAACUUAAUCUGCAGUAUGCUAUAUUUUUAAUUUCUUUUUGUUCCUUCAAUUGUUUGUAUAUCUUUUUCAAUAUUUUGUGAUAUAUUAUUUUUUUUACCAUGAGUAUGAAACAUUUAACUAACAAAACCCCGAGAAUUCUUCAAGAACUUAUGACCCAACAGGAUAAUUCGAAAUGUUUUGAAUGCGGCUCUCAUAAUCCACAAUGGGCUUCUGUCUCAUAUGGUAUUUGGAUUUGUUUAAUGUGUUCAGGAAAACAUAGAGGUCUUGGAGUUCACUUGUCGUUUGUCCGAUCCAUCACCAUGGAUUCUUGGAAGGAUUUAGAGUUGGAAAAAAUGAAAGUCGGAGGAAAUAGAAAUGCCUUAGAAUUUUUCAAAUCUCAACCAGACUGGAAUGAUUCAAUGACUAUUGAACAAAAAUAUAAUACUAAAGCUGCAGCACUAUAUCGAGAUAAGAUUUUAAAUUUAGCCAAAGGGGAACAAUGGAGCCCUACUACGUCAUCAGCUAAAGAUUAUAAUGUAGAUCAUAUGAAAAUGAAGAGUAACCAAUCUCAAAAGUAUAAUUUUAAUGAACCAUCAAAUAAUUAUAAUGAAUUGAGUUCUGGCUAUCAAAAUGAUGUUAACAUUCCAAAUAUCAAAGAUGAAAAAGAAGCAUUUUUUGCUAGAAAGCAAUAUGAAAAUAUGACAAAACCUAGCAAUGUUCCUCCAAACCAAGGUGGACGUUAUUCUGGAUUUGGCAAUACAGUUGAACCACCACCUAGAAGUCAAUCUCAAGAUCUUCUUGAUUCUGCAGUAUCAUCAUUUUCUAGUGGAUGGUCAUUAUUUUCCUCAUCUGCAUCAAAAUUAGCGUCUCAAGCCACACAAAGUGCCAUUAAAAUAGGUGGACUAGCCACUCAAAAGGUAUCAGAUAUAACUACUGACAUAAGCUCAAAGAUAAAAGAAGGUACAUUAAUUGAUGAAGUAUCCAAUCAAUUUUCCUCUAUGACUACAAAGGUAAACGAUUUAAGUCGUAAAGAAUGGCAAAAUAUCACUGGCAGUAAUAUUCCUACACCACCGAAAUCACAGUCAACUAAUUUUGUAGCACAUUCCACUGAGAACUCUUCCUUAAUUUCUGAUGGUUCUUCUGGAAAUCAAAAAAAUGUACAGCGUAAAAACAGCUGGACAUCUUGGGAUGUUAAUAAUACUCAUGCAUCGUCCUCGGAUCAAACAACUGAAAAAUAUCAACCAAUUCAAGAUGAAUGGAAUAACAAAUGGGACAAUAAUUGGUAGAUCUGCAUAAAAAUUUGUAUUAAAUUUUUAUUUAAAAAAAUUUAAAGAUAUAAAUAUUUAUAAAUGUUA